CAGCAGUAUGCCCGACAUGCAAACGGAAGCAGGCGCUACCAUUUUGAAACACAGCACCGCCUAGCGCCAUGGACAAGAGCCACACAGUGAAGCUCUUUGUGGGCAAUCUGGCGUUGGACACCACCCAGGAGGAGCUGUCGGCCAUCUUCGAACCCUACGGCCAGGUGGUCAGCUGCAGCGUGCUGCGGCAGUUUGCCUUCGUCCACCUGCAGGGCGAGGGCGCCGCGGAGCGCGCCAUCCGGGAGCUCAAUGGACGGGAGUUUCGCGGCCGGAAUUUGGUGGUGGAGGAGUCGAGGGGGAGGCCGUUGCACUCCACCAAGGUGUUCGUGGGUAAUCUGAGCGGGAUGUGCACCACUGAGGACCUACAGCAGCUGUUUCAGACAUUCGGAAAAGUCCUCGAGUGUGACAAAGUCAAAGCCAGGCAUUCCUCUUCCGCAGGCUAUGCCUUUGUCCACAUGGAAAACAAGGAGGAUGCCCUCCAGGCCAUCGAGGCCCUGCACGGCACCUCGUUUAAGGGCCGCCCCCUGUCUGUAGAGCUGUCCAAGGUCCAGCCCAGCAAGCAGGCGCCUACAGGAAAGAUCCCCUGCGUUAACUGUGGAAAACAGGGCCACUAUGCUGGAGAAUGCCCUGUGGGGAAGCCUUCUCUGGAGCAGUACCAGAGUCAGGCGGCGGUCCUGGCCGCCGCUGCUGCUGCAGCAGCCGGCCUGCCGCUACAGGUCCAACAAAGCGUGCACAAUUCAGUCUACAACACCUCCACCUUUGAUCCCACGUAUGCAGCUCUCACUGGGAUCACCACAGGCACACGCACUGAUGGAAACCCGGUGAAUCCAGCUGUUUACGGUGCCCUUGCCAGCCAGGUGUAUGGUGCCAAUGUUGCCAAUCAGCUUUAUGGAACAGUGGCCAAUCAGGCAGCUCUUACAUCAGGCGCCACCCAAAUGUACAGCUCGAUGGCCCCGAACAUCUAUGGCCAAAUGGCUGCAACCCCGGCGGCUGCUGCUGCGGCCGCGGCGGCGGCUGCCUACACAACUCCGGUUUACACCCCAACCGUGGCAAAUCCGCCCGUCUAUCUGACUGCUGCUCCUGGAAUAGAAAUGCCGACGGCAGCGGCUGCUGUUAACCCCGCCUACACCGUAUCUCCAGCGAUUUAUGGUGCCGCCGCACCAGCCUACGCUCACAUAAGCGCCAUGGGAGCAGCGGACCCCACCACAGCCAUCUUUGAGGCAGCCAGACAGGCGCAUUACUUUGCCCAGGGCCAGCAGGUCGUAGCCGAGCAGCAGUCAGUGGCCGCCGCCGCAGCGGCUGCCGCUGUGGCAAAGUCUGGCGAGAGGGACCGCAGUCCCCUGCGGAGGUCGGUACCUCUGCUGCCAGACCCCGUGAUGAAGCCGUUCAUGUACCAGAGAGCCAAGCCGCGCCGACCCCUGCUCCCCACGCCAGCUGGAAGAGCGGCAGAAGAGGCAGUGGAGGCUGCAGAGGACCCCAUGGCCAGGUACUAUGCAGAGUACUACCAGCAGCUGCAGCAGUACCCCCAGUUCCAGUAUGCCUACCCACCACCGAACACAGUGACCGCCAUCCCUGGCAUGCCGGGAGUGUCAGCAGUCUCUGCUGUGCCCACGAUGUCCGCCCAGCCAGUUGCCACGCUGGACGCCCUCAGGCCGGUGGUCCCCACAGCUGCGGCGGUGGCAGCCGCCAUGGCUGCGCCCAGGGUGUAUGAGCCGCCGUUGCCGCCGCCCACGCGCAAGGAGGCCAUCCUCCGCCGCCCCGAACUCUCCCUUCACACGCCUGAGCCCCCCUUCCGAUAGUCGCACACAACUCUCUGCCCCCACCCCUCACUCUUUGCCCUGAACCCCACUCCCCACCAUCUCCUCUUCCACCCCAAACUUGAACACCUUACAGCAGCUGUACGUGUGUGUAUGUGAGUUUGUGUGCGUCUGGGGGCUCUGAGUGUGUGGGGCGGGCUUUGAAACUGAGGGGCUCCUUGGUUUAUUAACCUGCUUUACGAGGGAUCAGCUGAUCAGCUAACCUUGGUCCUGUUUGCAUGCACACAGUGCAGCCAUGAAAGGGAGGCUCUCAUCUGUUGUACGGGCAUUCUUUGUGCUUCUCAGUUUUACUUUUUUAUCGUGCCAGUCUCACACUUGUGCCAGUAUUAGACUGAUCCCGUCAGUCGUUUCAUAUGCCUUUAUUUCCGCAACCCAGUUAUGAUUUUCUACGGCCAAAUCUACGACAAGAAACAUUGGUUAUCAGCCAUCCUCCUUAGGCCUAGAUGAUCAGUUAGGGCAGCUAAUUUGAAACCUUUUUUGCCUUAUGUUGAAGAGUUUGGAUUUAUUAUCAGAUGAGAAGUCAGAUAAACACAUAUUGUGUCGUGGCUGUGUUGCAUUGUGCCCAACAGAACCAAGGUUGUGUUUUUUUUUUUUUUGGGGGGGGGGUGUUUGUCUUGAAUGUGACGUGGCUGUACGUGUGAACGAGUGCAAGACUGAAACAUGUGCGGGCUCCUGACCUUGCAGCGCACAAACGCAGCAGCUAAGACUGCACCUUGCAGAAAAAAAACAGUAAAGCACACACACAAUACGUACUGUAAUGUAUGUUUGGAUCUCUCCUCGACCCUUCCCCCCGCCUGUACUCUUAACUACAGCGCUGGAAGACACUGCUUCACCUCUCUUUCUCUUUCUAACUACAGCUGCCUACCUCUAUCAGUAAAAUUUCAGUGUAGAGUCUAUUCUACUCUAUUAUAUUCCACACGUUUCACCCGGUCAGCAGUUCAUUUCCUGCUCCUCGGAAAAGUACAGGGUCAGCAGUUUAGGGAGGGAGGAGCCGGAUUUAGGUGACAAUGACUUUUGUAGAUAUUCUGUAUUAAGUCCUCCUACAUGUUCAGAGGCCUUUUUUUAAAAUAGUUUAUGUGUUUUGUUUGUGUUAAUGUACUUUACAUGUAAUACAAGUCAAACUGGGGUGUAAUGAAUUGUAAAUGGGGGGGGGGGGGGCAAAGCCCAUGUGUGACUACUGAAUGAGCUGUUUACAAAGGAUCUUUACACUGCAUCCUAUUAGGAAUCAUGAUAUGUGACAAGCUCAAUUACGUGCCUAUAAGCUUUGAGUGAAGUGCAUUAAGUGGAGGCAUCUCCUAUUUUAAGUGCUUUUGACUUUUUAAUCAUUUCAAGGGGGGCGACGGGAGCCUUACAGGGCUUAGUAUCCAGCAGCGACGCUUUCUCGUGGACUCCUGUGCCAGAUUUGUUUCAUAUCAUACGGUUUUCGAGAAAAAAGCCACAAACUGGGCCUCACGGGUUCGUGAUUAGCCGCCGGUUUUAAGCAGGAACGACAGUGAUAGCACCAAUGAAGUGAGAGAUGGGGCAGUGUCUUCCAGUUGCCCCGACUGUCCUACUUUUUCCAAAUACCAGACCUGCUUCAGAUUGUAAAUGCAAAGAUAUUUAGUGUCUGUUUUAAUCUGGUUGUUGGAUCCGGUGGGUGUGGUUUGCUGCAUCGGGAUAACAAAAGCAUGACUUUGGCGCUUUGGGACGUUCGUCAGCUUCCACCCAUUUGAUGCUACAAUCGCUUAAAACAAUCACUCAGUUUUUUUUGCAGCUACUGUGUGACAGCGGUCUGAUGCACACGCAGACAUGCCCUCUGAAAUCACCUUACUGCCUCGCUGUUCCCCCCUCCCCUCCCCUCUCCCCGUGUGGUUUUUAGUGGUUAAGUGACUUUUGCAUCUCACAGUGUAAUCUUUCUGUGUUGUAUAUACAAACACAUACCAGUUGCAUCCUUUGUAGAAUUAUGUGGUUUGCGAAAUGUCUUGUUUGCCAUGUUUGAGACCGUAUUUUUUAGAGAAGUAUUUUAAUUUUGCCUUUUUUUAGGAAAAGACAAAAACAAAGUAAAAAACAAAAUCAGCAUGCUUUUUAUUGAGAAUAUGUAUACUAUAAUCAUUAUUAUAAUAAAGAAUGUUUGGCUGACUACUGUGGUUAAAGAAAGCAAAGGGUUUGGACAUUUCCCCUUCUUGUUUAUGUUGUUCUUCUCCACUAUCUGUUUCUCUUGUGUAAAAUGACCACCAGACCCAUUUGACUGGGGACCCAGGGGGAGACAGGUGUAGAUGCUGGCCCAGCUUUGCUCUCUUUGGUCAGGGUAAGUGUGGGUUGGUGCUCCUUUCUCUCUCCAGCCUCUCAAACUGGGUGCAAACCAGAAUUACGUGCAGGGGUUUGCGCUCCGCCAAAUGCACUUGAGUAUUUGAUUCUGGCAAGACAGGCUCGGUAUGGUCCUUUUAAAUUGAUUUUCAUGCAGAAAGGGACAUUUUACGCACUGUGAAGUCAUGUUGAGAGCUGGGGAGAGGCACACAGAUAGAAUGGCCUGGGUGCAUUUUGAUCUGUGGAGCAGUCCUGUUCCUGGGGUUGAUGGGUGUGCGUCUGGUCUGGUCUGGUCUGGUCUCUCCCUGCUGCACCAAAAUUCUCCCCCUCCGUGUGUCUCUGUGUCCGCUCUACUCUCUAGACCUGCAUGUGUGAUAAUCUGUAACUCUGCCGCAAAAAAAAACAAACAAAAAAAAACAACCCCGCGACAGUCCAGCUCUGAACUAACUAUCUCAACUGAAUUAGGUCACCGUGCCACCUGGAACGGGCAGCGUGAAGCCGUGCGUGAGCGUGGCGGCGUGAGCCAUGGGGAGGACUUUUAGUGCGACGCCACCGCAGUGGGAACUUGUUCUCUCACCACCAAGGUAAAUGAAAAGCAAAACAAAACCAAAAGCACUGACCUCCUUUCUCCCCCCCCCCCCCACCUGCCGCCCCUCCUUUGACUGUGCCUUGACCAAACACUCCUCCCCCUCCUCUCCUCCACCAUCACCACCUCCCCCUCUCCCCGCUCAGUAACUCCUUCGCCAUCGGUGGGGGUGGCGGGUGGGGGUGGGGCGGGGCUAGGACCCCCUCCAUGAGACUGAGUCCUGCAUACAAGGCGACUGACUUUGCCUCUCUGUCCCACUGGAGUCUGAGCUAGUGAAUAAAGGGAAGUUGUGUGUGUGUGUGAGAGAGAAAGGGGGGGGUGGGCAUGGAUGUCUGAAGAACUUUUUGCGUGGUCUUUCAUUGAUUAGUGAGGCUUGGCACAUGCGGACACACCCCUCCCCUUCUCCUGCCCGCUAGUCAACUCCUCUCCACCGCCGUAUUCGCCGCCCUCACCCCCCUUCCCUCCCUUCUCCCCAUCCCUCUUCCCUCCUCCUCCAACCCUACUGUCCCUAUGCGCCUCUCCUCUCCGCCGUUCACACACACACAGCGCUUUUUUUCCGCCGCCACCGCCGUCGCCACCUUGGAUCUGGGUUCGUGGCUCUGGCUCGGACUCAACUUCCCAGAACCAUCCACCUGACCCAACCUCCCCACCCUCCUUUGUUACCAUAGAGGCCUGGGCGUGCCAAUGGACAGUGUAUGUGUGGUGGCCCGCCGCCGGACUCAGUAACAUGACACAGAGAGACUUCAAUGUCGGACAAGUGGCUUUGCUAAAACUGUUGAAUGCUGGGUUUGCUCCGCAUGGCUGUGGAAGGGAUCUUAACUCCUGUGUGCCAAAAGAACUUAGCUCCAUUACAUCUUAAGUGAUAAAUCAACCUCAAACUAUGGAACAAUUUUCUUUCCUUUGGGCCCCUCACAGCCUGUGUGCCAAUCAGAAACAUCCUAUAAGAUAGGCCUAGGUAUGAGGCCGGUCUGACCUGUAGAUUCUCACCAAUCUCAGGGUUCCUAUAGGACUUUUCUGGUACGGCAGCUCUAUGUCUCUAAUACUGGGAUCAGCUGGAUAUGUGCUCUGAGCGACUUCAACGUGCUCUUACCUGUUAAGAUUGUGCUGAGGUGGAGAGCUCGAGCCUCGCACACACGAUCCCACAGUCGCAGGCUCUCAGUAUGUCAAACGAGUUGUCCGGCAUUUGCUCUGACAGCUGCGAGAUGGAGUCGAGACAAGGAGGGCGUCGCCAUCUGUCUGCCUAACAAAGGGAAGGAAGGGAAGGGAAGAAGGAGGACAGGAAUGAAUAGAUGAGUUGAUUAUAAGGUGAGUUGGUAGUGGAGGGUCCAAAAGCUGCACCCUAGCCUCACCUUCCUGAUCUUGGAGGACUCUAUUGUUUGUGAUAAUAGAUGUACUGACCAGAAUCUUAUUAAAAAAGGGCCCUUUUUACACUGGAUAUUUUAUUAUAAGUUGUGUAUCCUGAUAGUGCAGCUUUGACUCUGAGGUGUCUAUUUCUAGGAUGCGCUUCAUGAUCCCAACAUAGAAAAAAAUGUCAUCAAAUUAAUUGUUCAUGUAGGCAGGAAUUAAUGAGCCAGUUUUGUUCGAAUUACCCUGAAAACGAUGCUGCUUUAGAGUGAGAAGAUAAAGUGCAGACUCCCUUCCAGGCCUCCAUGAUCAGGGUGUGUGGUGCUCCAAUUUUUUUUUUCCUCCAGCCACCCCAUCCUCCCCACUCUCCCAACUCCUCACUAAAGGCUUCGUCGGGUGCUUUGCGAGUCUGGGCUUCCCGUGCUUGGGUGAAUGCAGCCACACAUCUUUUAAAAAAAAAACAACCUAAAAAACCCCUGCUCUGAAUUCUCAGUCGCACCGUACUGACAG
Molecule: messenger RNA, 6543 nt
Organism: Chelmon rostratus (copperband butterflyfish)
Lineage: Eukaryota; Metazoa; Chordata; Actinopteri; Chaetodontiformes; Chaetodontidae
Gene: rbm14b
Product: RNA binding motif protein 14b
Exons: 4
Coding region: 69-1799 (576 amino acids)
Cellular component (GO): cytosol
Molecular function (GO): mRNA binding; zinc ion binding
Source: RefSeq, a predicted model, not a curated record